AUGUCCAAACGGUGCAAAUCAUCUCAUAUUCAAAACAACACUCAGCAAACGUUUCAAAACGUCAAUUUAGAUGACUUCACAGAUAUUCCAACAAUUUGCAGAGAACCACAACCUCAAUUAUCUCCUGUCACAUUCUCUAAUCUCACAGCCAUUAACAAAAGAACGAAGAAAGCUGCAAACAAACCACUAAAACUGGAUUUCUUGACCGGGCAUGUCAUUCUUAUUGGCGAUGAGGCUCCGCUAAAUGAGAAGGAUAGUUUUCCUAGUAAUGAGGAUGGGUUUCAAGCUAAAAAAGUACCCGUAUUGCCUAAAAGAAGGUACAGAGGUGUAAGACGACGGCCAUGGGGGAAGUUUGUUGCCGAGAUGAGGAAUCCGAAGAAGAAAGGUAAAAGAUUGUGGUUAGGGACCUAUGACACACCUGAAAAAGCCGCUUUGGCGUAUGAUCGAGCAGUUUUAAGCAUCUGGGUUCUCAUGCUUUGCUUAAUUUCCCGCAUAUGA
Helianthus annuus (common sunflower) is the source of this 498-nucleotide messenger RNA. RefSeq names its product ethylene-responsive transcription factor RAP2-2-like. Bases 1 to 498 code for a protein of 165 amino acids. Gene Ontology annotation, molecular function: DNA-binding transcription factor activity; DNA binding. Lineage: Eukaryota; Viridiplantae; Streptophyta; Magnoliopsida; Asterales; Asteraceae. The transcript has 2 exons. Gene Ontology annotation, biological process: ethylene-activated signaling pathway; regulation of DNA-templated transcription. The record is from RefSeq and is a predicted model, not a curated record.